GGAGACUGAGUUGUUUCAGAGGCUGCCCCUGGUUUCAGGAAUCCAGCCCUCACUGUGGAGCAAGGACGACGUGAUCCACUGGCUAAGAUGGGCUGAGAAAGAGUAUUCCCUUCGGCAAACUGACGAAAGCAAGUUUGAAAUGAACGGCAAAGCCCUGUGCAUCCUCACCAAGGAUGACUUCAGAUACCGAGCUCCAAGCUCAGGUGAUGUGUUAUACGAAAUACUCCAGUACAUUAAGACUCAAAGAAGAGCUCUGGUGUGCAGCCCUUUGCUGAACUCACCCUUCAGGGAAACCAGGAGCACAGAGGAAGGGACAGACUGUAGUGCUGAGGCUGCCCCAGUUGCUGUUUCCUCCUGCCUGGGUUGUGCAGAACAGCCUGUGUCCUGCAGCCACGCAGAGCCGUUAAACCUCUCCCAUCACAGCUCAGAGGGCAGCUGCAGGGCAGAUGCCAUCUGCUCUUGUCCUACAACCCUGUCGGCCCCAGUUGAUGGGAAAAUUGCAGACUGCAGGUUGCUGUGGGAUUAUGUGUACCAGCUCCUCUCCGACAGCCGCUAUGAGCCUUACAUCAAGUGGGAAGACAAGGAAGCCAAGGUCUUCCGGGUCGUUAACCCAAACGGACUUGCCCAGCUCUGGGGGAACCACAAGAACCGGAUGAACAUGACAUAUGAGAAGAUGUCACGAGCGCUCAGACAUUACUACAAACUCAACAUCAUCAAAAAGGAGCCAGGGCAGAAGCUGUUGUUCAGGUUUUUGAAGACUCCUGGGGAGAUCAUCCAUGAGAAAUCCAGCAAACUGGAGCAGCUGGAGAACGAGGACCAUGAAGAUUUGAAAGAAGACACACUGGAGGUUUCACCGUAGGACAUCUUUGAAGGUGGCACUUGCAGUGCAUCGCAGACAGACUUGUGCUCUGCUGGGAAGUGCUGGCGUCUCUUGCACCUCCUGGACAGAAGGCCACAGAGCUGGUCCUGGAGUUCAAAACCUGCCCUGAGCCAAAGCUGUGACAUCUCCAGGGCUUCAUUAGCAAAACACACCCAGAAACUGUCCCCUAGCCCCGAAAGCGCAGGUGAACGUGUGGGCUGGUCUUCUGCUUGCUUCUCUUCUGUCCUCGGGGAGGGAAUGUGAUGGUUUUGCUCUGUAAAUUUUGAUGCUUGUCUUUAAGGUUCAAACUUGCUGGUAAAGACUACUCUGUUCUUACAGCGAGAUGUGCUGAACAGAGCACCGGAGCACAUGCUCUGGGUCAAACAUCUACCGAAGCGCUUUUGCAGCGAGCAGUGGCCCUAAGCGUGAACACGCUGCUCUGAACCUGAGCCAUUUCCCCAAUCUGAGAACAGACUUACACAGAUAUACUAUACACGGCAAUCUCGCUGUCUCCUGUGGGGUUGCUUCUGUGAUUAAGGAUGGGAAUGUGCUGAAAUAUCUGCCUGGAUCAGGCCUGGCUGGAGCUCCAGGCUGCAUGGAUGCCCUAAGCUGGGUCUUAUUUUAACUCCUUUCCCUCCAUGUAAUGCUUUUUGUACUUAGCUGACUAAAUAAUGUGAAAAGAAACGAAGCCAGUAAUGAAUAAGACCACACUCAUCGUCAGACACGCGGUUAUUUGCUUUGAGUCCGAAGCAGGAAUACCUGCAACCCCAGGCACUGUUCCUGAUCUGGAAGGAACAGUGUGUGUGUUUUUUAAAUCCAAAAAUAUCACUAAUGUUUUCAGAUUGCUUUUCAUUGAGGAAAUAAAAUCCUGUGACUGUAAGGUUCAAAAUCCUA
Molecule: messenger RNA, 1753 nt
Organism: Gymnogyps californianus (California condor)
Lineage: Eukaryota; Metazoa; Chordata; Aves; Accipitriformes; Cathartidae
Gene: ETV7
Product: ETS variant transcription factor 7
Exons: 6
Coding region: 140-859 (239 amino acids)
Biological process (GO): regulation of transcription by RNA polymerase II; cell differentiation
Cellular component (GO): nucleus
Molecular function (GO): DNA-binding transcription factor activity, RNA polymerase II-specific; sequence-specific DNA binding
Source: RefSeq, a predicted model, not a curated record